Molecule: messenger RNA, 1375 nt
Organism: Solea senegalensis (Senegalese sole)
Lineage: Eukaryota; Metazoa; Chordata; Actinopteri; Pleuronectiformes; Soleidae
Gene: tcaim
Product: T cell activation inhibitor, mitochondrial
Exons: 5
Coding region: 159-977 (272 amino acids)
Cellular component (GO): mitochondrion
Source: RefSeq, a predicted model, not a curated record
UAAAGUUAGAUAAAGUUAGAAAGUGCUAUAUUCUGUACCUGGUAUGAAGAGAAUCUGUUGCCUGUUGCAUUUUCUGGAAGUAAUCUUUAAGGAUCUGUUAUGGAAUUAUUGAUCACAAUAGCACCAAAAAUGGAACUAGUAAAAAUGUGUAUAGAACCAUGAUGCAUGCCUACAGUGUGUUACCCUGUGUAUGCAGAUGGCAGCGCAGCUGGGGAGUAGCCCACAGGUGCUGUCAGCUCCAGAGCCUGAGCCGCCUUUCUCAGCAGAAUCCUGAGGCCCUCAUCACUCUUCAAGGACACACUGUGGUGUUUUCUGACCAGUCGGGUAUGAACGCCUCUGGACACGUGAUGCUGGGGACCAUGGACGUUCAUCAUCAGUGGACCAAACUCCUCCAGCAGCUGCCCAGCUAUCGCAGCCUGCAGCAGCAGACAGACUGGCUGAAGGAGAGGAUCAGUUUCCUGCUGGGCGGCGUUCAGGUGGUCCACCUGGAUAGGCUGGGUCCAGUUCAGCCCAUCACAGAACACUACAGCACCCUCAGCACCUUCCAUAAGACCCUGAUGUCCCGAAAUCUCCGCCUGCACCCCAGGAGCCUGCAGGGUCUCACCAUGUCACUGGAGAAUGACCGCUCUAAGCCUGCUCUUCAUGAAAUGGGACACUUUAUCAUCCCGACAAACUGUGACUCUCCCAAGCUGCAGGUCUUCCUCCAGAGCCACGCCCCCGAGGCCAGACAGUGCACACAACGCAGAAUCCAGCUGCAGGUGGAGGAGGAGGCAGUGGUGAAGCAGUGUGUCCACAGUCUGUCUCUGAGGAGUCUGACUAAGGAGCCCAGCGUCAGCUCCAGUCAAAUGAUUAUGUGCUGUAAAAGACUGUUGGACCAGCGCUCCCCCCUCAUGCAGGGCCUCCAUAUCUGUGUCUCUCACUUCUACUCUGUCAUGCAGGACGGGGACGUGUGUGUCCCCUGGGACUCGAAGAGCUGAGCCCUGCGAGAGCAGGACAUAACUCAGUCCAGAGGUGGAUUCUUAGAUGUGACGUCACAACUUUUCAAACUCAGAGGAAGUGCUGCAUUAAAGCUGACCAGUGUGGACUCUUCCAUUAAGUAGCACUUUAUCUUACUAAUAAGAAGUGAACAGUCAGUUGAGGACAGCGGUUGGGUUAGCUCUUCCUAGAGGUCACAAAAUAAUUCAAGUGUAAGAAGAGGAAGACGUCAAUUCCUUCCGUUGAACUGUGUAUCAGUGUUUUUGUGCCUUGUAAUGGACUCAAAGCUGCUCCAGCACUGAAGCCGUUUUCAGGGUCACAAUCUUUGUUUCGGUUUGAAAAACCAUUAAUGUUAUGUGAAGUGCACUGAGAGAGAAAUAAAUUACGGUUCUGUUAAAUA